AUGUCUUCAAAACUCAAGGAACGGAAAAAGAUCCCCAUUUCGCACAAAGUGAUCGAAAAGAGGAGAAGGGACCGGAUCAACCGCUGCCUAAACGAACUGGGGAAAACCGUGCCCAUGGCCUUGGCCAAACAGAGUUCCGGCAAGCUAGAGAAGGCGGAGAUUUUGGAGAUGACGGUGCAAUACCUGAGGGUCCUUCACUCCGCGGAUUUCCCCCGGGGAAGAGAAAAAGAACUUCUAGCUGAAUUUGCCAACUACUUUUAUUAUGGCUAUCAUGAAUGCAUGAAGAACCUAGUUCACUACCUGACCACAGUGGAGAGAAUGGAGACCAAAGACACCAAGUAUGCUCGGAUUCUGGCUUUCUUGCAAUCCAAAGCUCACUUUAUCACAGAACCUCUCUAUGCCUCCUUGGGAUCUCUUCCAGAGUCAGACUUUUCCUACCAGCUUCCUCCAGCUCCAGACUGCUUGGGUCAAGGCACUAAUGAUCCUGUUUUCUCACAAGCAGCUGGGCACGGUCACUUCUCCUGGCACGGUUCCACCAGAAAUCCCACCAUUCCUUACCUUCCCAAUACCAGUAUGCCUCUCACUAAUCCAGGACAGCAGCGCAACACUUUCUUGCCAUCGGUACAAGGGCUGGAUCGCCACUACCUCAACCUGAUUGGCCAUUCCCACCCCAAUACUUUUAGCCUGCCUCCUGGCCAACAUCCGUCUGUGUUGUAG
Molecule: messenger RNA, 717 nt
Organism: Thamnophis elegans (Western terrestrial garter snake)
Lineage: Eukaryota; Metazoa; Chordata; Lepidosauria; Squamata; Natricidae
Gene: HELT
Product: helt bHLH transcription factor
Exons: 4
Coding region: 1-717 (238 amino acids)
Biological process (GO): regulation of neurogenesis; anterior/posterior pattern specification; regulation of transcription by RNA polymerase II
Cellular component (GO): nucleus
Molecular function (GO): RNA polymerase II cis-regulatory region sequence-specific DNA binding; DNA-binding transcription factor activity, RNA polymerase II-specific; protein dimerization activity
Source: RefSeq, a predicted model, not a curated record